Cyanidioschyzon merolae strain 10D is the source of this 735-nucleotide messenger RNA. RefSeq lists its product as hypothetical. Bases 1 to 735 code for a protein of 244 amino acids. The transcript has a single exon. The record is from RefSeq and is a predicted model, not a curated record. NCBI's taxonomy places the organism in Eukaryota, Rhodophyta, Bangiophyceae, Cyanidiales, Cyanidiaceae.
AUGCGUGCGGGCGCUUGUCGCGUUCUCUCUGUCUCUCUCUGGGAUUAUAAGCAAGCAGCGGGACUGCUAUCGAACGUUAUGAGCGCAGGCUGGAGCUCCCGGAACUCCCUUGCGUUCGAUCCGAUUCGCAUAGGAGAUAUCCUGCGUUGGGAUGUUAAAGAACCGGAACGGCUUGGGUUGAAUCUGGUUGUUUUUAAAACAUUCCGCACUGACGUGCUGAGCGACCUCACCGGUGCAGACCUGGCAACCGAGCUGCGCCUCGGCGCUCAGUUUGGCACCGUGCAACUGUUACCGUCACGCGCCCGUGAAGACUUUUACGACGAUAGUGAAGGUGAACCGCGGGUGCGUUGGUAUCGGCCCCCGGUAGGCUCGCUGACUAUUCGAACGCGUCUCAGUGAUAUUGGCGGCGGUGAGAUGCGAUCGCGCGGGGCACUCUGGUUCCGCGCUAGGAUCGAUACGGACAAGUGCGUUUGGCACUACGGUGUCGAGGCGGAUCGCCGUAUUGCGCUAUCAAACUGGCAUGAUACGCGAGGCUUCGUCAACGUGAAAUAUAUGAAAAAGGCCUCGGAGCCGGAGUUCACCGUUACUAGUCAACUUGGCAUCGAGCAGUACUUGCGUUUAGGUCGCGUAUGGGCGCUCACACGUACAGGCGUCAAUCCCGAAGGCACCCUGCACGUAUCGCUCCGAGACUAUGGCCUUCGGUCGAAACGCGCCCCGGCACGCGCCAAGCGCUGA